GUCCACAGCCCGGGCUUGGCAGGGAGCCAUGGUGGAGGCCAGAGUCGCGCGGAGAGGCGGCCUGUGACCGAAGCGCAUCUGGGAGAAUGGGCGAGCCGAUGGGCGCCAGCUAAGGCGACUCCCUCGAGGCGCUCGCGGCGGAUCCCGCGCUGGCUCGGUCGACGGCAGCCUCAACACCGAGCGAGUCACCGGCCAUGCGGAGCGUUGGGGACGCGCAGCCCGGCGCUGGCCUCGGCACCGGUCGCGUCCUGCCGCGCUGAGGGCGGAGAGGGCGCGGGAGCGCACCGCCAUGGCCAGGGAGGAAAGCAAGGCGCUGCUGGACGCGUUCAACAAGACGACCGCGUGCUACCACCACUUGGUGCUGACCGUCGGCGGCUCGGCCGACUCGCAAAACCUUCGGGAGGAGCUGCAGAAGACGCGCCAAAGGGCGCUGGAGUUGGCUGUGACCACCGGCGCCCGGCUGACGGUCGCGCUGCGCGACAAGGGUCUGACCACCGAGGAGCGCGCCGAGUUCGAGCGCCUUUGGGUGGCCUUUUCCGGCUGCUUGGAUCUGCUGGAAGCCGACAUGCAGCGCGCAUUGGCGCUGGGCGCCGCGUUCCCGCUGCACGCGCCCCGGCGGCCCCUAGUGCGCACCGGGGUGGCGGGCAGCUGCUCGGGCGUGGCGGCCCGCGCCCUGAGCGCUCGCAGUCUGCGGCACGAGGCGGAGCGUGAUUUCGACCGCGCGGAUCUGCAGGAGUUGGAGCAAGAGGUCCUUCAGGUGGGCAAGAUGAUCAACGAAAUGGAAAUGAAGGUCAACGUGCCCCGCUGGACAGUGCAGGCCCGGCAGACGGCUGGCGCCGAACUCCUGUCCAGUGCCAGCGCCGGCGCCUCUUCAGCCGUGUCUGUGCCAGAGCGCACAGGGCCCUGCGACCUCAGCAAGGCCCUGGCUGCCACGGUUUUCAGCGCGGUGCUGCUGGCGGCUGUGGCUCUAGCCUUGUGCGUGGCAAAGCUGAGCUGACCACACCUGCUGAUCCCUCACCGCCACUGCUCCCUCCGCAGAAACAAGGCUCGGGAUGGGCUCGAGUUGUGAGCUGUCAGGGGAGCAACGCUAAACAGUGUGUGUUGUAGGUACCCGCUAAUUUCAUGCACACCUGCCUGGGUACGGCAGCGCUUUUCUCUUACUGGUCCGGGAAGAGUUAACUUUCCCUGGCCCAUCAGGGCAUUACAGCUAAUGUCUGCCGGAGCUUUAUUCCCUAUUAAUAGAAAAUGGCCCACAGUGACCCCAGAUUUCGUCGUGUUAUUAGGGCAUCGUUACAAGGAGUCCAAAUUUGUUGUCCCCAACCCUGCCAAUGUCCCUCGCUGUCUAUCUUCAUGUGAGGUUUGGAAGUGGGUGAGAUGGGAGGAAACCUGGAGGGCAACAUGGCUUUGCUCUGUGUAGGUAGUUGGUUUCCCCACACACACACAAGAAACAAAUUUCAGUAAGAUAUAAGCAGUUUUUAUUACUUUAAUCCUGUGGAGCCUACGCUUAGGAGAGUGUGCAAAUACAAGUUCAUAUAAUGUGUUUUCCAUGUGAUGCACUGUGGUGCUUCUUAGCCGAGUUUAUCCACUAGUCACCAAAAGCAGCUACAGAGAGGUUUGGGGUUGGGACCUCCCACUGCUGUGUAGGGUCUGACCCUAUUUAGGAAACCAGAGAAGGUGGUUGAACCCCUGUAGCAGAAUUCUAUCCCCAGCACACUCUUGGCCUGUGGAAAAGGGCCCUCUUAGCCAGCCCAGGAUGGGGAAAAGAAGGGUCAAGAGGCUUUGCAGAGAGCCACAUGCUGUGGGAACAGGCACUUUCCCCUUCCGCAGGGGCUUGUUUUCAUUCCACAACUAGAUCAAAGUGUUUGAUCCUCCUUUGAGGGAGGGCUGGGGAAUCCUCUUUAGGGUACUUAAUCCUAUCUAUCCCCAGAAUUUGAUUGCUGACCAAUAGGAGAGCUGGCUUUGGAGGGAGCUGCACAGCUCCCUGACCCCUACCCUGCCCAAAGAGGGUAAUGUGGCAUUACUGGCCUACAGAGGUUUUCGGCCAACCAGCUCUUAGACUGGGUAAGAAUUUGUAAGUUUUAACUUGGAAUUUAAGAACCUGUUUUAGAAAAUGAUAAUUUUCUGAAAGAAAAAAAAAUCACAUUACUGUCAAAGCCAUUUAAAAAAAAAGGACAUUGGGUCACAGAUUUAUAUAUGCCAUUGAGCCAAACAUAGAACUCAGGUUACUAAAUAUACAUUGGCAUCUAUUUUAAAAUUCUAUAUUCUUAAGUAUAGAUUGAAUUUUAAGGUUGUAGCAUAACUACCGGUGUGGAUGACAGAAGUGGCCCUGAUCAAUGACUAAUGUGGAAGACACUGGAUCCCAUUUACCUAAGCAGUACUGCCACCUCCCACCUGGGGUCCAGAGAGGGCUCUGCCACAUUCCUGGGGAAGUGAGGCUGAGAAAUAAACUUUCUAAAGGGAAUUCAGAACAAAAGAGACCUAGAUUUGGCUGAGUUUUUGAGGAAGGGCCUUUUUAUUCUUUUUUUACCCCAGAAGUGGGGAAGGGCCUAAGUAGAGGGAAUUGGUAAUCUUUCACCAGGGCACCUUGGAAAGUGGAGGGCCAGAAGUAAAUAGUGUAAGGUUGCUGUCCGAAUACCCAGUCCUAAAGGCCACUUGCUUUGCCCAAUCCCACUCCUCUUCAGCAUACAGACUGCAGAGUUUCAAACAGGAAAACUUGGGAUCUGUUUGCAUGUGUCUGGGAUCAUACUUUUUCAAAGCCCACAAAAAUGGGGCUUGGGUGUGGCUCUGUGGUAAGGUGCUUGCUUACUCUACCCAAGGCCCUAGGUUCUAUCCCUCUUCACUGUAAAAAGGUAAAUAAGGUCUACAAGAUCUUAAGCCGAUCAAACCAAGAUUGUCUCAAAGAAUACCAAAGGCGGGAAAGUAGCUCUGAGGGUUCAAUCCCCUGUGCCACAAAAAAAGAGAAAAAGAAGAAGAAGGAAGAGGAGGAGGAGGAGGAAGAGGAGGAGGAGGAGGAGAAAACGACUACGACGACAAUGACCAAUGACAAAAGAACUUUGUGUAACAGUUACCAAUGAAACAAGCUUCUUCUGUUUCACCUAGUCUAGGUGAGUCUACAUAAGGGCCACACUCAAUUUUCUUGCACUUGCCUGCCCAAGAUGUCUUUGGAGAUGAUACAGAAAGACUUUGAACUCCACCUCCCGCACAUGACACGGAGUCUCUGAUACUUUCUCCAAAGUCUUUUGGCUCACAGGCAGGAGAAGAAUGGGGUAUUUGAUGGCGCUGUGUUGGAAAAUAUCCUAAAAAGCAAGCCCCAAAUGUACUUCUAACAUUACUGUUUCUAAAAUUUCAAGCUUCUCUUCUUUUGAGGGUAUUUUGAUUUGUGAAAAGGAAAUGUUCAGCACAGACUAUUAAAAAAAAAAAAACCCUCAGAUGGAUAAUCCACUGAAAGCAAACAGGACAAACAUGUUUUUUUUUUUAUUGUUCUCUCUGGCCACUUGGUAGUUCUAGAGUUUUUAAUUCUAUAUGCAAUCAGAUGUGUAUCUGAUUCUGAGACUUCUCUGCCUAUGGAAAUUAGUAAUAAAAUGUUGCAAAAAUAAAAAGCUAAUUACAGUAAAUAUACUUACCUGUAUAUUAGGACCUAUUAACCAACACAAUUCUGAGUUUGAAAAUUUUAAGCAUCAGGAAUAUUUGAUAUUCUUUGAAGUUAUCAUCUAAUAAAACUUCUAUAUGACACAAGCAAAAUCACUUUCUGCCUUGUACCAUAGGCUGCUAACUCAUUCUUGCUUUUGCUUCUAUAUAUAAUGCAAGAGAUUGCUUUCUGAUAGUAGCCUGAUUCAAUUUAGAUGUUUGGUAGGGAAGUGAUUGAUUUCUGUAAAUAUUUGAUAUGAUCUUAUCCUGUGAAACAAGCGAUAAUAAAAUAUUUUAAAUGCAUUAGUUGACAUUAAAAAGAAGUUGGAAUGGCAAGGCACUUAUGAUAAUAUUUGUAGGAGAAAAAUACUUGGCUAUUUUUAUGUGUUCUAAAAACCUAUGCUUUUAAAUGACACAAGGGAAAAACAUUUUUGCUAAGUAAAAAGUUAGAGCACAAACUUCAUGAUUUGCCUACAGUUUACAGUAAGCUAUGUAAAAGGUGUGUAGUAUUUAAUGACUAGAAGAAGAUACAUGAUGCUGAAUGGCUAUAAAGUAGCUCUGAUUGCAGAGACCUCAGUUUGCAUG
Molecule: messenger RNA, 4212 nt
Organism: Octodon degus (degu)
Lineage: Eukaryota; Metazoa; Chordata; Mammalia; Rodentia; Octodontidae
Gene: Rgs9bp
Product: regulator of G protein signaling 9 binding protein
Exons: 1
Coding region: 290-997 (235 amino acids)
Biological process (GO): G protein-coupled receptor signaling pathway; detection of light stimulus involved in visual perception
Cellular component (GO): neuron projection; photoreceptor outer segment
Source: RefSeq, a predicted model, not a curated record